This is a messenger RNA of Dichomitus squalens LYAD-421 SS1, 1935 nucleotides long. RefSeq names its product leucine aminopeptidase. Gene Ontology annotation, cellular component: cytoplasm. The transcript has 17 exons. Gene Ontology annotation, biological process: proteolysis. Gene Ontology annotation, molecular function: manganese ion binding; metalloaminopeptidase activity. NCBI's taxonomy places the organism in Eukaryota, Fungi, Basidiomycota, Agaricomycetes, Polyporales, Polyporaceae. Bases 1 to 1476 code for a protein of 491 amino acids. The record is from RefSeq and is a predicted model, not a curated record.
AUGUCCUCCGUCUACGUCCUCCUCAUCGACCCGUCUGCUCCCACAGCGACGGCGGCUCCUGUCGAUGCCGCCAAGCUCUGGCACACGACGCCAGCUGCGAACGCCUCCAAGCCCUCCAAGACAGGUACCACCCAUUUGUUCUUCGGCAACAACAUCACCGCUGUCUCCUCGUUCGGCGAUAAGUUUGCGCAGAAAAGGGGCGACGAGCGCAGGGAGGUCAUCCGCAAGACUGUAGGUUCUGCUAUCAAAAAGGUCCGCGAGCUUGGCGACAGCGUAGAGGGCAGCAAGGUCUUCGUCGACGCGUCAGCGGACCCUCAUGCCGCAGCUGUCGCUGCCCACCUCGCGCUCUACAGCUUCACCCUCAAGACCAACACCCCCUCCAAGUUCGACCCCCGCCUUACCGAGCCCAUCCCUGACAAGCUCACCCUCGCGCCCCUGGCCGAAAAUGGCGAGUGGGAGACUGGCGUCAUCUACGCUCAGGCGCAGAACCUCGCGCGCACGCUCAUGGAGCUCCCUGCGAACAUCAUGACACCUACGGCAUUCACCGAACGCGUCAAGGCCGAGGCUGCUGGCAUCCCAAACCUCGACGUCAUCGUACGCGACACGGAAUGGGCCGCGCAGAAGGGCAUGCGAACGUUCCUCUCUGUCGCGAAGGGUUCACAGGAGCCAGCAAAGUUCCUCGAGAUCCACUAUAAGGGCGGUGCGAAAGAUGCGGCCCCGCUUGUGCUCGUCGGCAAGGGCAUCACCUUCGACUCCGGAGGAAUUUCCCUUAAGCCGGCUGCUGACAUGAAGCUCAUGCGUGGAGAUAUGGGUGGCGCCGCGACGGUCUCCGCGACCGUGCUCGCUCUUGCUAAGCUCAAGGUCCCGAUCAACGUCGUGGUCCUCACUCCACUCACCGAAAAUUUGCCCGGACCGACGGCGAACAAGCCGGGUGACACCGUCUACGCGAUGAAUGGGAAGUCCAUUGAGAUUGACAACACCGACGCAGAGGGUCGUCUUGUCCUCUCUGAUGCAAUUUACUACGGCUCAACAGAGUUCAAGCCACACACCCUCAUCGAUGUCGCGACUCUUACAGGCUCCAUGGACUACGCUCUUGGCGAGGUCUACUCGGGCGUAUUCACGAACUCGGAUUCGCUCUGGAACGAGCUCCAUACCGCGGGACUCCGCGAGCACGAUCGCUUCUGGCGGAUGCCCCUCGACGAGGAGUACGGCCCCCAGAUCUACAGUUCGAACGCUGACCUUUGCAACACCGGUGGCAAGCGCGCGGGAUGCUGCACCGCCGCAUUGUUCCUCAAAUCGUUCGUCGAGGGCGUCGAGCCCGCAGACGGCGCGGACGAGCCGGCACUCCGCUGGGCACAUAUUGAUAUCGCGGGAUCAAUGGAGGCGUCGAGCAGUGGGCCGUACCACGAGAAAAUCAUGACGGGUCGCCCGACACGUGCGCUGAUCGAGUUCGUGCGGGGGUUGGCGCAGCAAUGAACUUUGCAGGUGGCCAUGCAUUCUAGUCGAUCUCGGUUUGCAAUGCAUACAGAUUUGGGAAUCUAGGCCAUAGGUGGAACGACUGAUGCCUUCGGGGAUAUAUACGCGACAAAUCAAAUCCUCGUCGCGCAAUUCCGGGCACGAUAGCGACGACUGAAUGUGACCAGCCGUCUACUCCGGGACACCGGCAUCAUCGUGGCCGGUUUCUCUGACAGUGCAGACUCCACGGGAAGUCGGAGUGUAAGGCGUGUAAUGAUCGGUGACUGUCUGAUAUCAUAAGGAUAUUGGUCAGUUCAUACAUCGACAUCCAGGGAACAGAAAUAGGGAAACUCGAUAGAGGAACAUCUGCAAGGAGAUCACGGCGCGGAAGCAUUAGCUUGAAUCGUCGAUCGCUCAGGUCCAAUCGCGUGCCCAUGUCACAGGUCUUCGGUACAUGUCCCAAAACACAGUGGAUGAUAG